AUGCUACCAAAAGAGAUUGAGUUCCUGCUGACACAACAAAUCGAAGUAAAGGAGCAAAUUAGCCAUGGUAACUAUGGAACUAUCUUUGAUGUCUUCUCUAAUAAGUACAACGAAAGAUUCGCUCUUAAGAGAAUUCUCAAGGACAAGUUCAAGAUUGAGGAGAUCGAGUGCAUUAAGCACCUUGAUGAUAUAAGAGUUAUCAGAAUAUACGACUAUUUUGAGUUUGGCUCUUAUAUCUACAUUUUAAUGGAAUUUUGUAAGACAGACCUUCAGGCAGUUAUCAGAUCUAGUAAGUACAUUUCCAGGAAGGACUUACACCGCUACAUAUUCGAUAUUGUUAGCGCUGUAAAAGCUUGCCAUGAUCGAGGCAUUGCUCAUUGUGACAUCAAACCAUCCAAUUUUCUUCUUGACAAGCACGGUAGAGUAAAGAUAUCAGACUUUGGACUUUCAGAUAUCUGCUCAUUGAGCCCAAGAUCCGCUGAAUGCAAAGGAACUCCACUUUUCAUGGCUCCAGAGAUCUUAAAAGGACAGUUGUAUAAUCCAAUGAAAGCUGAUAUCUGGGCGUUAGGCCUUACAAUAUACUUCUUGGCAACAGGUACACUCCCAUUUAUCAAUAGUUCAAUUUACAAAUUAAUUGAAACUAUCUGCGAAGGUGUAUAUAGUGAUGGAAUAAUUGAUGAUCCACUUCUUAGGAUGCUUAUCUCAAGAUGCAUCGAUUGCAAUAUAUCAUCAAGGGCAACAGCUGAUGAACUACUCAAGAUGCCUUAUUUCCAACAAUUCGAGAUCAAAGCAAGGAAGUUUAUGCCUAUCACGAAGAAUAAAACCCUUAUUGGAAGCAUGAAAUCCAAUGCCAUGGAUAUUAGAAGACAUUCCAGGAUAUCUAUUCCCAAAAUCCUUGAUAUCUGCAAGCUCCCAAAGCUUUAA
Messenger RNA from Trichomonas vaginalis G3, 924 nucleotides. RefSeq names its product protein serine/threonine kinase protein. The record is from RefSeq and is a predicted model, not a curated record. NCBI's taxonomy places the organism in Eukaryota, Parabasalia, Trichomonadida, Trichomonadidae. Gene Ontology annotation, molecular function: ATP binding; protein kinase activity. Gene Ontology annotation, biological process: protein phosphorylation. The transcript has a single exon. The coding region runs from base 1 to 924 and encodes 307 amino acids.